AUUGACGCGUCGUCGGAGCGCGGAUGUUCUCCAACUAUCUAAAGCAUCGUUUAGCGAUACGUUACUUCCUUGCCAUCGAACCCGAUUUUCUAGCUUUUGUUUGGUUAUUCUGCCCAGCGCGCACUCCGUAAAUCCACAGCGCAUCUCAAUAGUAUAUCGAUGGCAACGAAACCUCGAAAUUCGUCGUCACGUCGACAAUUCAAAGAGCCCACCGGGGUUCCAAGAGACGACUCUGACGACGAACUCGGCACUGAUGAUAUCCCUUGGGAAUGGAUGUAUGAGGAGCCAGCUAACUCCCAUCCCGAGGAUAUUGCCUCCAGUCACAAGCACAAAGUCAGAGAUGCACCAAGUGCAGGUCGUAAAAUCAUCGGAGCCCAGCUGGAAGGAUUUCGAUGCCUCGUCGGAGAGUGUGUAUUGCUGAAGGCUGAAGGGUUAAAAGAGGCCUGGGUAGCAAUUAUCUGCAGUUUUUUAGAGCGUGAAGAUGGGGAAAAAGCAGCCGAGUUCAUGUGGUUUUCCACGGACAAAGAAAUCAUCACGAAGAAGAAGAAGCGAAACGACUUCCUCCCGCAUGAGCUCUACAUAACACCUUCAUGGGAUAUCAAUCCUCUUACCGCUAUUAAUGGAAAGGCGACGGUCCUAUCAUUCGAUAUGUUCCAACGACGGUAUCCAUCAGGGAGAGCACCACGAAACUCCAAGGUCUUCAUGUGUCGCCGCGGGUGUAACACAAGAACAGCCAUCUUCACUGAAGAGUUUUGCUGGGAAGAUAUAUUUCGUGGUACGGAGGACGAUAUUCACGGCUUGGUGCAAUACCUCCAAGCAAACACCAAAUCGACAAGAAGGCAACCUUCAGGACGCGACGAGUCUCUCAAAGAAUAUGCCGUAGGCGUCGAUGAUUCCUCCGGUUCAGAACAAGAACGAGCGCAGAAGAAGCGCAGGAAAGACCCGCCAACGCCUCACUCCAAAAAGACUGCAGCAACAACGCCAACUUCGAGCAGAAGGUUCAAGGUGAAGAGGACAUUGCAGUUCACCCCUCUGGCAACACGCAGGCUGUCUCCUACCCAACUACAGUCAUCGCCAUUCCAACUAGCCCGAUCUCGACUGCAUGUCGCAUCAGUACCAACCAGCUUACCAUGCCGGGAGAAUGAGUUCUCAUCCGUUUACUCCCAUCUCGAGGCUGCGAUUAUUGAUGGCUCUGGCAGUUGUAUCUAUAUAGCAGGUACCCCGGGCACUGGGAAAACUGCUACUGUCCGUGAGGUUAUAGGACGGUUGGAGAGCUGUGUCAGGUCCGAUGAGCUCGAUGACUUCAUCUUUGUCGAGAUCAACGGCAUGAAGAUUACCGACCCCCACCAGUCUUAUAGUCUACUGUGGGAAGCUCUCAAAAGCGAACGUGUCAGUCCAGUUCAAGCACUAGAUUUGCUUGAACGCCUUACAAGGAUCACAUUUCCGGGGUAUAAUCACGAACAAUUGAUGAAGAUCAUUCAGUCAAGACUCGAAGGUAUCCCAGGCGACCUCGUAGAGCCGGAUGCAGUCCAAUUCGCGAGCCGCAAAGUCGCCGCCGUCAGCGGCGACGCUCGGAGAGCUCUCGAUAUAUGCCGACGUGCAGUAGAACUUGCCGAAGCCGAGGCCCAACCUGUGCCCACAACUCCAAGCCACGGAUCAUAUCAACAAGGAAACGAAGAUAUCAAGACGACACAGCGUGGGGGCAGAGUUACCAUUGCCACUAUCAGGAGAGCCAUCAAUGAAGCCACGACUAACCCCAUUCAGCAGUAUCUCCGUUCUCUCGCUCUCGGACCACGACUGUUGCUCUUUGCUUUGGUGGCACGAACGCAGAAAAGCGGAACAAGCGAUGCCAUAUUUGGCGAUAUUAUGGACGAGGUACAACGUGUAUUGAAUAUGGCGUCUGGAAGCUUACUGCCAGCGACGCUCGACGCAUUGCAAGCGUCGAUGCAAAUGGGAUCUGGCGGCGUCCGUCCCAACCGCUACACGGUAGUGACUGAACAAAUGUGCUUGCAGACUGGCGCGACGGACCUCGCAGGGGCUGGAAUUAUUAUACUAGAAUCGCAAAGGGCAGAACGUCCGUGCAAGUUGCGACUUGCAGUGGGAGACGAGGAGAUCAAGAUGGCUUUCAGAGACGAUGCAGAACUAAGGGCCAUGGGCGUUGGUUUAUGAGUCGAACUCAAGACAUUAUGUUAUUGAACGCAAGAUGAAUUCUUGGCGA
Messenger RNA from Verticillium dahliae VdLs.17, 2218 nucleotides. Its product is annotated as origin recognition complex subunit 1. Gene Ontology annotation, biological process: DNA replication initiation; mitotic DNA replication checkpoint signaling. The record is from RefSeq and is a predicted model, not a curated record. Gene Ontology annotation, molecular function: DNA replication origin binding; chromatin binding. Lineage: Eukaryota; Fungi; Ascomycota; Sordariomycetes; Glomerellales; Plectosphaerellaceae. The transcript has 4 exons. Gene Ontology annotation, cellular component: nuclear origin of replication recognition complex. Bases 160 to 2169 code for a protein of 669 amino acids.